UUAUAAUAAUUAAAUUUCCUCAUGUCAGGUUUUUUGAUGACUAGACACAGACGUCCAUCGACACCUCUCUCUCUCUGUCUCUCUCUCUCUCCCUCUCUCUCUCUCUUUGAGGUUCAGGAAAUCAAAAAUAAUAUAUUUUGUGGACUGUGUGCUAAUUUAUUGUGUGAAAUAUCGUGGAAAAUUAUACAAUGAUUUUGAGCGAUUUAUGGUAAGAAGUGUUGAUCCCAUAAACAAUUUCGGCUUUUUAGCAAUGAAAUAAUCUGUAGUAUAACUACAAAUUCAAUCGUGAAUUAGACUGUCUAAAGAUUCGAGGAAAAACUGGUGAUCAUCGUACUGAUAAUGAUGAUAAAUUCCAAUUAUUUAAAAUUACAAUCCCUUUUCGAUUUACUGCUAUCCUAUGGAGACAUUGUUAUUCAGUUAAUUAUUUGAUUGACGCAUUCUUCUCCCCUUGGGAUGCCUAUCUUAUUUUCAUUGUCACGAGGGAAACGUGAUGACGAUUGUUAUGAUAAAUAAGAGAAGACAAUUGGUGCAAAGGGGAGGUGGCAAAAAUAACGAUAGGAGGUCAGUGGAGAAAUCCUUGCAGCAAAUGAAAAUAGUUCAUCACAUUUGUUUAAAGUCACGUUUUGAUCACGAUUUCAUCCGAUACCCCGGAACUUGACUCCAAUAUGUUAUGAUAUGGAGGGUCAUUUAGUUGACCCGCACGGUGAAGCAACAGAGAUAAGCGAGGAUCUUUAAUUUUGUCAGAAGACCGCUUUAUUUACUAUGGAUACUGUGACUGCUUAUCCCAUAUUGAAAUCAUUCCUCGCUGGUUCUUUCUCCGGGACUUUUUCAACAAUUUUAUUUCAACCCUUGGACCUCGUCAAAACGAGACUUCAGAGUUCAGUGGCAAACAAUUAUGUGUGUCCACCAAAGCAUCCAAUGCUGACCACAAUAAUUCACAUAAUCCAGAAGGAAAACAUCUUGGGAUUAUGGAGGGGCAUGACACCAUCUAUUACUAGGGUGAUCCCAGGAGUCGGCCUCUAUUUCUCCUCCAUCCACUAUCUAAAACACAGUAUGAACUUGCGAGAUCCACUGACACCCCUUCAAGCUAUUUCACUCGGGAUCACUGCAAGGACCAUGUCAGGGUGCCUAUUAAUCCCGAUCACUGUUGUAAAAACACGAUUCGAAAGUGGAUUCUACAAAUAUGAGAGUAUUGGCCAAGCCCUUAGACUGAUUUACAAGCAAGAAGGUAUGCGAGGACUCUCCAGUGGACUUGCUCCCACUCUCCUGAGGGAUGCACCUUAUAGUGGACUCUAUUUAAUGUUUUACACUCAAUUGAAAGAAGUGUCUUCUCUAGCUUUAGAUAAUAAAAAAAUGGUGACUGUAAACUUCGGCUGUGGCAUUUUGGCUGGAAUUUUUGCGUCCAUUGUGACACAUCCAGCAGAUGUUGUAAAGACCAAAAUGCAAUUAUACCCCCUCGAGUUUAAGAGCGCCUACAGUGGAUUUUUGUUUGUAUAUAAAAAAUAUGGAGUUCUGGGAUAUUUCAAAGGUAUCGUUCCCAGGAUGCUCAGGAGAACGCUCAUGACCACUAUGGCAUGGACUGUGUACGAGCAAAUUACGAGAACUAUUGGUCUCAAAUGAUUGGAAUGAGUCCAUCAUUAUUUUUAAAAUACUACCAGCAGUAUUAGGGACUUUCCAAUUUCUUGCAAUUCAGUCCUUCAUAUUAUGCCAAUCAAUUUUUAUGUACAUAUUUAUUCCAUUUAAUGUGCAGCAGCGUGAAGAAUUAUAUCUCAUUGGACUCCGAAUGCUGUGUAGAGAGAAAAAUCAAUUAAGUUUUCUUUAUUUUUUGUAUUAUUACGAUUAAGAUUGUUAUUGGGUGAGUAAUAAAUGAUUGAUUGAGUUAA
Fopius arisanus is the source of this 1883-nucleotide messenger RNA. RefSeq names its product solute carrier family 25 member 38. The record is from RefSeq and is a predicted model, not a curated record. Gene Ontology annotation, biological process: glycine import into mitochondrion. Gene Ontology annotation, molecular function: glycine transmembrane transporter activity. NCBI's taxonomy places the organism in Eukaryota, Metazoa, Arthropoda, Insecta, Hymenoptera, Braconidae. Gene Ontology annotation, cellular component: mitochondrion; mitochondrial inner membrane. The transcript has 7 exons. The coding region runs from base 763 to 1620 and encodes 285 amino acids.